AGCUGGGAGGCUUUCUCCACAUUCAUCCGAGUUUAAGGGAGAAAAGGGGGAGUUUCUGUUUCCUCUGUUAGCUAAUGUGACACCGAGAGAUGACUGGGUGAAAGUGAGAGGCUAAACCGGGUGGGAGGUCUGGGUUCUUCUCCUUCAGAUGAGUCUAGGUUGGUACCGACAACACCAGAGUUUUUUUACGCAUCUAUUUAAGCUGGACUGCCUCUGCGACCCGUGCUGCCUUCAGGGACUGACAAUGAGGAUUGUAUGAUUGACAACCAGUCCAAUCUGGGGUAUAUAUAUAUCUGUGAACACAAACCUACAUUAUUAUUAUUAUAAUUAUUAUUCUCCUGGACGAACAACAUGUCUGUACGCACAGCUCUGCCUGGGACCGAGCGGAACCCGGACCAUCAUACCUCCCUGUCGGCCAGCCGCUCGGAGAAGGGCACCGGCUGGUCGAGCCGCUCGCUCGGAGCCCGAUGCCGCAACUCCAUCGCCUUGUGCUCGGACGAGCAGCCGCACAUCGGAAACUACCGGCUGCUCAAAACCAUCGGCAAGGGCAACUUCGCCAAGGUCAAGCUGGCACGACACAUACUGACCGGCAAAGAGGUUGCAAUAAAGAUCAUCGAUAAAACACAGCUCAACCCGACCAGCCUACAGAAGCUGUUUCGAGAGGUACGCAUCAUGAAAACUCUCAACCAUCCCAACAUCGUGCAGCUGUUUGAGGUGAUUGAGACUGAGAAGACUCUCUACCUGAUUAUGGAGUACGCCAGCGGAGGCGAAGUGUUCGACUACCUCGUGGCUCACGGCAGAAUGAAGGAGAAAGAGGCCAGAGCCAAGUUCAGACAGAUUGUCUCGGCGGUGCACUACUGUCACCUGAAGAACAUUGUUCACAGAGACUUGAAGGCGGAGAACUUGCUACUAGACGCCGACUCCAACAUCAAAAUAGCCGACUUUGGCUUCAGCAACGAGUUCACUGCGGGCAGUAAACUGGACACGUUCUGCGGCUCCCCACCCUACGCCGCCCCAGAGCUCUUCCAGGGGAAGAAGUACGACGGUCCGGAGGUGGACAUCUGGAGCCUGGGAGUCAUCUUGUACACACUGGUCAGCGGGUCCCUGCCCUUUGACGGACAGAACUUAAAGGAGCUGCGGGAGCGUGUCUUGAGGGGGAAAUAUCGCGUCCCCUUCUACAUGUCCACAGACUGCGAGGGAAUCCUGCGCCGCUUCCUUGUCCUCAAUCCUGCAAAGCGCUGCUCCCUGGAGCAAAUAAUGAAAGAUAAGUGGAUCAAUAUCGGCUAUGACGGCGAGGAUCUGAAGCCCCACACAGAGCCUGUCGAGGACUUGAACAAUACCAGCCGCAUUGAAGUGAUGGUUGGGAUGGGAUUCACCAGAGAUGAGAUCAGAGACUCACUGUCUAGUCAGAAGUACAAUGAGGUCACUGCCACAUACCUGCUGCUGGGACGCAAGAACGAGGCGGACGGCAGUGAGUCUCGCUCCGGCAGCAGUCUGAGUCUGGCUCGUGUCCGACCCAGCACCAUCACCAACGGAACAAGCAAACACACUGCUUCCUCCUCCUCCACCUCCUCCGGCGGGCCUCCUUCCUCCACCGGCCACAAGGCACAGCGCAGCGCCUCCACCUACCACCGCCAGAGACGACACUCUGACUUCUGUGGUCCAGCAGUUCCAGGGUCCACACACCCCAAGCGGAGCCCCAGUGGGGUAGGCGAAGGGGCGGGGCUUAAGGAGGAGCGGCUGUCGAGCCGCAAGCCGAGCACCAGCACUGUUGGCUCCCGUAGCAUCCCGACGCCCUCCAGUCCCAUGGUUAGCUCUGCCCACAACCCAAACAAGGCAGAGAUACCCGACCGGCGCAAGGAGGCUAACGUGACCACAAAUAACGUACCUGCCAGUGCCAUGACUCGAAGAAACACGUACGUGUGUACGGACCGGUCCAGCACUGAGAGACACUCACUGCUGCAAAAUGGCAAGGAAAACAGUUCCAUAUCCCACCGGCUGCCCCCGGCCUCCCCCUCCACCCACAGCAUCGCCGGUGCCUCUGGGGCCUCCUCCUCGUCCUCCACGCCCUCCUCCCGCCUCUCCAGGGGAUCCACGGUGAGGAGCACUUUCCAUGGGGGGCAGAUUCGAGACCGCCGCCCCCCCUCCCAUGCUCCCCCGGCCUCCCCGACGCUGUCCCACGAUGCCAGCCCGUUGCCACACGCCAGGACCCGGACCACCACCAACCUGCUAAGCAAACUCACCUCCAAGUUGACCCGCAGGGUCACAGACGAACCUGAGAGAAUCAGCAGAUCUCCGGUCACAAGUCGCCAUCUAUCUGGGCAUCAGAAAGCGGUCGAGCCGGACCCCCGAUCCGGCUGGGAUGUGAGGGUGCGGAGCCCCCGCGACCCGGCCGAGGUGGUGCUAGCGCUGCGCGAGGCGGCGCAGGGCUGCGGCUGCCAGGUCCACCUGGCCGGGCCUUUCCUCCUGUCCUGCACCCACGGAGCGGCCGGCGCCCGCGUCGCCUUCGAGGCAGAGGUCUGCCAGCUGCCCAGCGGGCUGGGCCAGAGCAGCGGUGUGAGGUUCAAGCGCUUGUGGGGGGCGCCGUUGGCCUUUAGAGACAUCGCCACCAAAGUGUCCAAGGAGCUGGAGCUCUGAGGGCAACAGGGGGCGGGGCAGAAUGAAAACCCACAGGACAGGUUGAUGAAUGAGGAGGAGGAGGAACAAUGAGGAAGAAACCACUGCCUCCUCCUCUUCCUCCCCUGGGCUCCACCUCAUUCCGAUGCGGCUAGCGAUGCCUCGUCUCCGCCAAAGACCCUCUUUUUCUGAUGCCACCAAUCACAGCCAGAACAAGUGGACGCACAGACAGGGAUGGACCGCCGUCGGCAGACUGGAUGAUGACCCUUGACCUUGGAGCUGUCAGUGACCUACGACCCCUGCUUGAAACGCACCACCACCUCCAUAUUAUGUGAGCCCAUUGAGUCAGGUUGUUUUUAUUUUACCUUUUUUUUUUUCAUGUUUGAUGAUAAGAAUGAUAUUGCUGAGAAUGUUGGAGAUCGAUGAUUUGCUGUUGUUGUUGUUGUUGUUGACAUUGUUAUUCCUAAUGUAUCAUAUUUGUUGUCAUCAUUCCUUUUUAAAGAGCUGCUAUUUAAAGAAAUGUUUUGAUUUUUUGUUUAUGGAGUUUAUUUUACUCUUUAAUGCUUUUAAAAAUGGGUCUGAGAAUGACACCUGUUGUCAUCCUCUGAAGCAGACGUCACAUAUUUCAGAAGUGAGGUCGCAGUCUGACCUCCGGCCUCUAGAGGGAGACAUGCAGAAAUGCAGAGACUUGAGACAGACUGAAUGGAGCAUUGCAGCCUUUCUGCCCAUCCACCCAUAACGGCCAUCUACUGCUCAGCUGGGAAUUGAUGUUUGUUUGUAACAUUUCUGGUAAAACGUUGCCUCUCUGCCUGCUGUCCAUACUGAAUUCUCUGCUGUGUAUUGAUAGCUUGCAGCUGAGAAGCUUAAGGAGGAGGAAAGCUGUCUGAUAAUGCAGGACCCAGCUGAUGUGUUGUACUUGAUAACCUGAUCAUUUGAGAUAUUUCUCUGCUCCUUACAUAUACUCUAUUUCGCCCCAAUAUUUGUCCCAUGCUACCCUUUAUUACCAAGCAAAAGUCCUCUCAAUUUUUAAGAUUUUGUUGUUUUAAAGUGCAUAGUAAAAAACGCGAUCCGCAAGAGGAAGCGUGGUUUGAGUUUUUGUAACACAGCAGCAUGACUCAGCUGGAUUUUCUGACCUGAAGGUGGAUGUACGCAGAAAAAAUAUUUUCCAAUCAGCAGGUUAAGUUUAUUUAGAUUCGAAAAACUUGCUUUGUCAGCCAAUCAGAAUGCCUUAUUCUGAAACCAAUAGGAGCUGUUUAAAAUAAUUUUCAAUAAAAUAUAAUCAGUUUAACAUUAAACAAAACUACAUGUUUUACCAAUGACAAAAUGAAGCACAUAUCGUAUGUGAUCACUGAUUCCCUGGACAACUAAUAAGAUUAAUUAUGUGCCCAAAAUGUUAAAAAAUAAAUUGAAGGUCUUAAGAAAUUAGACAAAUUGACUGUUGUAUUAAUUACUGGUUAAAUACAGUAGUAUGACUUUCUUUCAACUAGUUCCAGUUUUUAUCUGAUUUCAAACGUUAUGAUACAAAAAAAGAAUACAAAUCUUCGCACCUUUUUCCUGCGAGGCUGCAGACAUAGUUCAGUAACCCGAUCCAACAUAAAGCUAAGCAUAAGUAUCCACAGAUUUGAACCCCACCUAAGGACGUGUAUGUUUUAAUAGAUCACCUUAUUUUUAUAAUUUUAUCUCUUCUUCAAAAAACACUUUUCCCACACACAUGAUAAUAGCUCAUACUGGUUUGGAGUUAAUGGAGGAGAUGGGGCUUUUACUGGUAGCACUCAAUAAUACCAGUCUGUCAGCACGCCACCGCCAUCGCUUCGCCUCAAAUGUAGUGCAAUACAGCCCCAAAGCCAAGAAUCUAGACUUGAAUAAGCAUAGACUCAAUAGGGCGCCUUGUUUGAUUUACUUUAUUUUUAUUUUUUAUAAUGCUGAUAUGUUCUUAAAAUUCAUUGGGCACUUUUUUUUCUCCUUUUUAGCCAGGAAUUAAUUGUACUGUACUGGCAGUUUUUUUAAUUAAUCUGUAUUUUUCUUUUGUAAAUUGUUAUAAAAUAACUCUGUCUCACACAUUUAAAGCUCACUGAAGUGAAUAAUUCGCAUUCUGAAUGCCCAUUUCUUCUUUACUUGCAUGUACCUCUUGGCAUCGUUCACUCCCCUCAGUGAAACGGGGGCUUCAGGUGUCCAAAGUUAUAUUCAAGUUACUACAAGGAACUUUCAUUCUGUGAUCAUUUUGGCGGCCCCUGUGAACAAAAGUGUUGAGAACUACCUCUUCAUGUUGUAAAGAUCCUCAGCUGCCAGAGUCCCUUUAGAAAACCUCAUUUUCUGCAGCAGUGGCUCUGACAGUCUGCCCUGUGCGGUCCUGGUUCUGGUUCCUCAGUGCCUUCCUUCCCUCCAGCAAGCCCAGCAAUACAGCCUGGGUCUCCAGCUGCGUGUUGUCGGUGUUGGCUCCCAGGAAGUGGGCUUUGAGUUUCAGGUCCUGCAGCUUAAGAGGAUAAUAAUAUAAGAAUAUCCACCCUCACUAUAUAGAAAUAGCCAAUCUUCCCACUGCUGGUCUUGUUUACUUAUAUAGGUCAUAUAGAGGCAUCAGUAUCGGUUAACAGUCUCAACCAGUUUAAAGUUCCUUGUAGUAACUAUAAAGAAUCUGGGAUCGGAACAUUCAAAAUGUCAACCUGUCUACGUGACAUUAAGUCAGUUUUAACAGUUUUCUUUCAUCCAAUAUUACAUUAUUUUGAGUUUUUAACCUCAGCAACACUUUUGAUACUUAAACUGUAGACAUUUCCCUCCGUCGACCAACCAGGCUGCAGCACUGCUGAGACGGGUUUGACUGUUGACCAAUCAGAUUCCAGUAUUACUGUAAGAGGUGUACGACUGUUACCUGAUCAGACCCCUGAUUCAUUAAGUGACUGUACAACUUAAAACUUGCGACGUAAUGAGGGAGUGGUUUAGGAUGAGACAUUGAAUGACGAUUGAGACAUUUUCUUUUAUAAAAACACUUUGAUGAUCAUUGCAGAAUAAAGCUACCAAGAUUUGAGAGAAAUACACACGGUUUGCCAAAUUGAUCAUAUAUUGACUAAGACUAUGACCAAAUUCAAAGGUGGUUGUACUUGUAUUGUAACUAUACAGUCAAGCAAUUAGAAACUUGUACUUUUAAAGUAUGCAGCAUAUAGCAGAACACUAAUACGUAAAAGGAAAAGUUUAAUGAUACAGCGGAUUGUUGAUCUUUACAGCUGUAAAGUCUACAGGAAUGUAUCUGUUAAAUGGGAGAUUUCAGCCGCAGCAGGUAUCCACCACUGUCAGAAAAUGUGGAGCUGUGACUUAGGGCUAUUUUUGCAACAAAAAAAAAAUUCUGUGCGUGUGUGUGUGUGUUCAACUUGGCCUCACUCUCCGAACCUGUUCUGUAGAUACAGCUAGGGCCAUGCUUUAAGGCUACAGUUCUGUUGUAUAGUGUGUUUGAAGCCGUCGCUGUUAUCAAGAAAACGUAAUUUAUGGGCUUAAAUUACGGAAAAUGAUCGACCUGCAAUCCUGCAUGUCUCCUAGGAAAUAAUGUGUGACACAAAAAUAAAGACUUCAACCUCUUCCA
Anoplopoma fimbria (sablefish) is the source of this 6187-nucleotide messenger RNA. RefSeq names its product MAP/microtubule affinity-regulating kinase 4b (gene mark4b). The record is from RefSeq and is a predicted model, not a curated record. Gene Ontology annotation, cellular component: cytoplasm. Gene Ontology annotation, molecular function: protein serine/threonine kinase activity; ATP binding; protein binding. Gene Ontology annotation, biological process: intracellular signal transduction; microtubule cytoskeleton organization; protein phosphorylation. Lineage: Eukaryota; Metazoa; Chordata; Actinopteri; Perciformes; Anoplopomatidae.